Messenger RNA from Eremothecium cymbalariae DBVPG#7215, 213 nucleotides. It is a transcript of the gene MRPL39, whose product is annotated as mitochondrial 54S ribosomal protein bL33m. The transcript has a single exon. The record is from RefSeq and is a predicted model, not a curated record. Bases 1 to 213 code for a protein of 70 amino acids. Lineage: Eukaryota; Fungi; Ascomycota; Saccharomycetes; Saccharomycetales; Saccharomycetaceae. Gene Ontology annotation, cellular component: mitochondrion. Gene Ontology annotation, biological process: translation.
AUGGCGAAGGCUAAGAGCAAGAAUACAGUGGUCAAGCUGCUGUCUACAGCUUUGACGGGGGUUUGCAGACACAUUACAGUUACUAGAGGUGCGCCGAUAGUCACACAAGUUAGAUAUGAUCCUGUUGCGAAGCGUCAUGUGUUGUUCAAAGAGGCCAAGAAGAGGAAAGUGGCUGAACGGAGGCCUUUAGAUUUCCUGCGGACUUCUAAAUGA